ACCUCAGGCAGCAUGGAGGAGGACAGGAAGAGGAGUGAGAUGGGGCUACAGGAGGAGAUUAUUUGAAGUUUAAUUCAGUCAUCUUUGCUCUAAAUAGGAAACAGUCGACGUGUAUAAAAGUAAACAGAGCAGCAUGGGAUCCAAGAACCUGCUGGAUUUCAAGAACUUUCCUGGACAACAAGGAGCUGCUGGAAGUGUGCUGAUCCCUGGAGCAGACAUGGAGCAACAUUGGCCUUCAUUUGGAGUCAUGUUUCUGGAACCUGACGAAUCUGGUGAUCCGAGGUGAGGUGAGGUGAGGUGAGGCGUUUUCGGCGGAGUGAAACCAUGUGGCUUCUCUGCUCCGCUCUGACUCUGCUGGCACUCAGCUUUGGAUCAUGUGACACGCUGACAUCAGAGCAAGAUGAACAAUGCCCAUCCUUACAAGUGGAAGAGUGGAAGUUCCCUCAGGCGGCCAGGCACAACAUCACAGGUUUUAAUCUGGUGAGGCGCUUCUCCCUGCUCAAGAGUAAAGAUGUCAAGAAGAUCCGCAACCCCCGAGGACCCGUCAUCCUCCGCCUGGGCAAAACAGCACUCCUACGCCCCACCGAUGAGGUGUUUCCUCUGGGCAUUCCUGAGGAGUUCACCCUGAUCUUCACCCUGGCGUUAAAGAAGGCUGCCCUGAGAGACACCAUCUACCUCUUCCAGAUAUCCGAUCAGCAGGGAUACCCCCAGCUCUCUGUAGACCUCAAUGGGCCCGAUGGCACCCUGUCCCUGCGUGCCAGGGGGGCAGAGCCCGAAGCUGACCUGGUGAGCUGCGUUUUCACCGGCGAGGGCGUGGAGGCCCUGAUGGACCUGCGCUGGCACAAGGUGGCCCUCAGCGUGCAGCGUGAAGCCGCCUCCCUCCACGUGGAUUGCAAUUCCAUCGAGGCCAAACCCCUGGAGCCCCGCGGAGCUCUGCCCACCGACGGACACACUCUGCUGGGCAUUCGCUCUUCAGAUGCCGGGCCUGUGCAGAUGGACAUUCAGCAGGUGAUGCUGUAUUGCGACCCGACCCUCGCCAUGCAGGAGGCCUGCUGUGAGAUACCUGGAGCACGGUGCCCACCAGACACUCCCAAGAGCCGCCGUGCAGCUGAAAAUGACCUGUUGGAAAACACUUUUAACGAGGAGAUUUUUGCAUCAAAGGAUCUGGCAGAGAAAUGUGCUGGUUGUAUAUUCCUGAAUAGGGAAGAAAAUGUUGCUGCAGGGUUGAAAGGGGAAAAAGGCGCCCGGGGUGAUGGCUGUUCUGGCUCCCAUUCAGGUCCAUGCACAGAGGGACCCCAGGGCCAGAAGGGAGAGCGAGGCGAGCCGGCGCUGCCUGCCCACUGGGGCGAAGCAGCAGGGUACAAGGGAGAAAAGGGUCAGAAGGGAGAUCUCGGUACGCAAGGUCUCACGGGCACUCCAGGGAAGGACGGUCGAACGGGGUCCAUCUGUGUGGUCGGCCCCAAGGGACACAAGGGUACCCCAGGUUUGGUGGGUCCUGAGGGGUUGGCUGGGGAGCCAGGGAAACCUGGAUUUCCAGGCCCGCCGGGAGUUGGAAAGCCAGGCCUGCCAGGUCCUCCUGGUGAACCGGGUGGUGCAAAGGGAGACACGGGAGAUGAAGGACCUCCGGGAGAAGAUGGAUCGACAGGAGAUCCAGGACCAAGAGGACCGACAGGCUUUAAAGGAGAUAAGGGUGACCCAUGCGAAGUGUGCCCCGUGCUGCCUACAGACAUGGGCAACACAGUGGCUCUGCAAGGGAAGCCAGGCCCUAAAGGAGAGCCUGGACUACCAGGGGUAGGAGAGAGAGGACCGUCUGGGCGUCUGGGUGGAGAUGGCAAGGCAGGACAGAAGGGGGAACCAGGAUCAGGUGGCUUCAAAGGAGAAAAGGGAGAGUCGUGUUCUGUCUGCCCCACUCUCGGAGAGUUACCCCUUAACCCUGUCCCCGGUGUCCACACCCAAACCCUGCAGCAGAAGGGUGAGAAGGGAGAUGCUGGGAUCGGACAGAAAGGAGAGGAGGGGGAGCCGGGAAGCGUUGGAUCACCUGGCCUAGGAGGAGAGAAGGGUAGCGCAGGCAGCAAAGGAGCUGAUGGAAAGCCGGGAAAGCCCGGACCAAGGGGAACCGGUGGCAAGGAUGGACAGAGAGGCUCAAAGGGAGAACAAGGGCUGCCUGGGCUUGGUCUUCCUGGUCUUAGGGGUGAGAAGGGCGAGUGUGGUCUGUGCCAGCCGGCCGAGGUCGGUAGCGGACCCGCCGGCAUCAAAUUGCCUGACGGAGCAGGAGGCAAGCCAGGCGUACAAGGCCCUCCAGGUCCACCCGGACCUCCAGGUCUCGGAGCUGAUGGCAAACGGGGCCUGCCAGGUCUUGCUGGUGUAAAAGGAGAAAAGGGUGAAGAAGGAGAUCAAGGAGAUAACGGACUGGACGGAGCUCCUGGAUCCCCAGGACUGCCCGGAGAGCCUGGUCGGGACGGACUUAGUGGCUUGAAGGGAGCAAAGGGUGAUGCUUGUACAAGCUGUCCUUCUGUGGGCACUGCGGUUGGUGAUGGUGUAGUUGUGCAAGGCGUCAAAGGAGAAAGAGGAGACCCUGGUCCCGCUGGGCAAGGGAAGUCUGGCAAAAAUGGAAAACCAGGUUUACCAGGUGUGCAGGGGCCUGUCGGUCCAAAAGGAAACAAGGGAAAUGCUGGAGCUGCAGGAGUCGGCCUUCCAGGACCACAAGGUGAAGAGGGACCAAGAGGGCUCCCAGGACUUGUAGGACCUCCUGGAGCCAGUGGAUUGACUGGACCUGUUGGCCCAUCAGGGGAAAAGGGCUCCAGAGGAGAAGUCGGGCUACCAGGACCACAGGGGCCUGAGGGCAUCGGGGUAUCAGGGCCUCCGGGUAGAGAUGCAACCCCCGGGUCUCCAGGAUUGCAUGGAACUGAUGGCAGACCUGGACUUGAUGGAGCUAAGGGGGACAAGGGUGAACCUGGAGAGUGCAACUGCAUAAUCCCCGUGCACACGGGCAUCGGCGGACCUGGAGCUCCAGGAACUCCAAUAAACACAUGGCAGCCCGGGCCUCAGGGCCCACCAGGACCUCCAGGCCCACCUGGCCCACCUGGGAUUCAGGGUUUUACUGGAACGGAGGGACGACAGGGUAUCCCUGGAAACGACGGGAUACAGGGGAUACCGGGUUUGCCUGGAUACAGCAUCCAAGUUGGACCACACCAGCUGCCUCAAGACUCUGCUGGAGGAGAUGUUGAUGAGGUCUGUAAAGAAGGGAACUGUUCCCAAGGAUAUCCGGGUGUGUCAGGCACAACUGGUGCCACGGGAGAAAAGGUAGACCAGGGAAAGCCUGGUGUAACCCCCUUGGACAGCUGUGACAAGUGUUUGGAGAGACUGCAGAGAGAGCAGGCGACACAACCAGCGUAUGACCGACCAGGAACACCUGGAAUGCCAGGAACACCUGGAUCACCAGGAGUGAGAGGAGAGACAGGUUUACAAGGAGAUAGAGGCCAAGCUGGAAAACCAGGAAACAUGGGACCUCCUGGUUUCCCAGGUCCUCAGGGCCCAUCUGGUCCAUCGGGUCAGCGGGGUGAGGGAGGGUCACCCGGCCUCCCAGGAUUGAAGGGCGAGCAGGGCCCUACGGGGACGAACGGGUACCCAGGAAUCAUGGGACCGCCUGGACUUCCUGGGCUGAAGGGCGAACGUGGGAGCUCGGGAAGCGGUGGUCAGAAAGGAGAAUCGGGUCUUCCUGGAACCCCUGGGUAUCAAGGACAGGCCGGCUCACCGGGAAUUAAAGGAGACACGGGUCCAGCUGGGCCUGUUGGCGCCAAAGGCGAUUCUGGUUUCCAAGGACAACCAGGUUUCCCAGGACCACCCGGUGCACCAGGUCUUGCCGGCAAAACUGGAAGGGAAGGGGGCUCUGGGCUCAAAGGGGAAAGAGGCAAUGACGGCACUCAAGGCAAUCAGGGACCAACUGGACCCCCAGGCUCAUCAGGCUCCCCUGGGCUGAUGGGCCCCCCUGGCAUUGAAGGAUUGGAUGGAAAAGAUGGGAAACCAGGGCUACGGGGAGAGGCAGGCCCUCCAGGCCCGGCAGCACCACGAGGAAUCCCAGGAUUCAAAGGGAAAACUGGCCAUGCUGGCUUCCCCGGACAGAAGGGUGAACCUGGACCUUCAGGUCCACCUGGACCAUCCGGCAGGGCUGGACACGAGGGUGAUCCCGGUACACCAGGAGCUCCGGGACGACCUGGAUCCUCUGGCCACAUUGGUUCUACAGGUCCAGCUGGACCACCAGGACCUCCUGGUCCAUCAGGAGUGGGUAUAAAAGGAGAUAAGGGCCAAGGUGGUGAGAGGGGUCUUCCAGGGAUGGGAGGAGCCCCAGGCCCCCCCGGGCACCCAGGGAUCAUAGGAGAGCCAGGCAAUGAUGGUGAAGCUGGUAAAGAUGGAUCGGGAGGCCUACCAGGGGACAAUGGGCAGCCGGGUCAAAAGGGUGAAGCAGGGGCCGCAGGACAGAGGGGUUCUCCAGGGGAGAGAGGUAGACCGGGACCCCCCGGUGGUGGAGGUUACCACGCCAAGGACGCACAGCCAAUGAUUGGCCAAGUCGGACCCAGAGGAGAGAGGGGAAGCCCAGGCAUGGAGGGUCCCGCCGGGCUCCCUGGAGUUGCAGGGUCACCAGGAAAUGAUGCUGUAGUCAAUUAUGAUGAAGUCAAGAACUUCAUCCGCCAGCAGGUCAUCAAGAUCUUUGAUGAGAGAAUGGCCUACUACAUGUCUCGCAUGCAGAAUCCAGUAGAGCAGGUGUCAUCCCCGGGUCGGCCCGGGCCCCCAGGGAAAGACGGAUCUGCAGGUAUUCCUGGGAACCCAGGUGCACCUGGACUCCCGGGACAGAUCGGCAGACAAGGCCGGCCAGGAGGCCAAGGACCCGCCGGACCACGAGGACCACACGGAGAAAAAGGAGAUAAGGGUGUUGGAGAGAUGGGAGACGUAGGACCUCCAGGAGGGCCAGGUGUCCCAGGCCCCCAAGGCUAUGGUAAGAUGGGACCCCCAGGUCCUGUUGGUCAGCAGGGCGUUCCUGGGAUUUCAGGCUCUCCCGGGCAGCCUGGUUCAAAGGGACAUGAUGGUCGGUGUAAUCCUGCAGACUGUAUGAGCCAUCAAGUAGAGUACAGCCCCAAGGGCCCACCUAUGAAGGGCCCCUGGUAGAGGGCUAGAGGUGAUGGGCAGAGAGGACUGAAGCGAAAAAGACUACGGAGAAGACAGAAAGCCAAAGACCAUGAUCCAAAGUUAUUAAAUCUGACCACAAGAUGAAAUGUAGGAGCUCCUUUUGUUGUUAAAAUUGUAUAGAUUUACCCCACACAGAUUUCUACUGUAGUCCUGAGCAGAAAAUCAACAAUUUCUUUCUAAGGGCCCCGCUGGAAUGAGGCCUGCAAAAGACACACCAGCAGCACAUUUUUAUUGCAUCAUUUCUUUUUCCUUAUGAAUGCCAAUUCAUUGUUUUAUAUUACUGCCUCUUAUUUUGGUCUCGCCUUUUAUUCUCACCGUGUUUCACUCCUUUUGUACAUUUUCCAACAACCCAGGGGAGGUGACAAGAAUCACAAUUUGUAUUUUUCUUCUCCUUGAUUAAUUCUGGCCUAUUCUGUUUUUUUUUUUUGUUCUUGUUUUUUCUUUUCAUUUUCUUUGUCUAAAUCUGUAGGAAAGGGAAUACACACAAUUAUUGUAGCACUCUCGCAGAAUCACAUUCAGUGUGCAUCCAAUGCAUUUCUAAUAUUCUCUCUCGGUGCUUGUGGUGUGACUUAUUUGAAUUUUGACUUGUAAGAGAAUAUCCCUAGAAAUGUAUUUCAGUUCUGCAGAGACAGAUGUCAAAAACCUGCAUUCAUACCCCCGUUUGAUGGAUUGACUGUUUUGUAUAUAUUUAUAUUUAUAUAUAGUGGCUUUUUAUACUUUUUCAACGGAUUUGAUACAUAUGGCCAGCCACCUUUUUUCAUUUUUUAAUGGUUACAAAGCAACAAAAAAAGCCAAAGGGAUGUUUUUCUAAUGUCUAUAAGCUUUCAAAAUUGAAUAAUGUGUUCAGUAAAAAGACAUAAUUAUUUAUAAAAGAAAACUGUGUUUACACCAAAAAAAAACAUAUUGGCUUUUUUAAUUAUGUUGCUGAAGUUCAUUUUGUGUCAUUUUAACUCCAGUAUUUUUUGGAAAUACAGCCAUUUUAAAGCAUCUCAUCUCAUUUUGUAUUCCAAAGUAGUUGUAAUAGCCAUCUGUCUGCUUCAACAGGCACUUAAUUAAGGAAUUAUGAGCAAUAAUUGAGCCCAUUUACCACAGAUACGUAAUGCUACACUGAGCACGGCCACCAAGCCCUCACAAUCACGCACGGAUAAAGAACAUAUUCUGAAAAGCAUCACAAAUGUUUUUGUAGUGUUACCUGUUACUGUAUUUUGGGGGUUAUUUUUUAUAUGUAAUUUUUUUAUAUCUGGAAGUCUAUGGAGUUUUAGAUCGCCACCAUCUCUUACCAUCUCCAUCAAUAAUCAGCAGUUGAAACUAUGAGCCAUGGUCAGACUUUUGUUUCUCACAAACUAGCGGAUGGGAAAUGUUUAAGUCAAAACUGAAUUAAAUUGCUUUUCAAAGA
Molecule: messenger RNA, 6580 nt
Organism: Sebastes umbrosus (honeycomb rockfish)
Lineage: Eukaryota; Metazoa; Chordata; Actinopteri; Perciformes; Sebastidae
Gene: col16a1
Product: collagen, type XVI, alpha 1
Exons: 72
Coding region: 325-5163 (1612 amino acids)
Source: RefSeq, a predicted model, not a curated record